AUGGCAACAGAACGCUCCCUGGCUGCGCUGUUGCGGUCGCUGCAGUCGACUUCCAGCUUCGAAGAUGCUUCAGGUCUCCUUCCCACGGUCACCAGCUUCCUGUCGAUUCUCGGAAACCCACUGAAUUUGAGCCUUCUUGCUUCCCAACUUCUUUCUGCGCCAGCGCUCUGGAACCAUCCAGUUGACCUUCACGCUUGUCGCAAGAUCCUGAGCGUCUUCAACACGGCUGCCAUCGCGGUUCUGCAGAACGAUACCACUGAGGAAGCCCAGAUACCCCAUGGCCGCAAUCGGCGGAUUGAGCGGGAAGCGUGGGUGAAGGCCGUCGUCGAAGGCGCUGAUGAUAAGUCCCCGCGCUGGAGACAUAUGCUCUUGCUUGGGGGAAUUCUUCUGGGCUUCGAGGGGCAGAAUCGACAAGGCUUACCAUGGAACAUUCGGACAAAGCUCGAGUCAGCACUUGCGACUGCUGCGCAAUUGGCUCUCCAGGAGCUAGAUCCUGAGGCUGGGGUUGAUGGAUACUGUGUUACCAUGGUGCUGAAUUAUACAUUUGAGCUCCUGUCUGAUAUGGAGCGGAGCAAGCUCGAUUACGAUCUGCUAUUACCGGUGAUGGUCCGAUCUGCAUUCCUUUCUCCAGAAGGCCUGGAAGGCGGCUAUUUCUUGGGUGCUAUUGACAGUGACGUUGUCGAGGCACCGGGGAAGAAAUUCCGUUGGUCGCCUAACUCUGCAACUUACGGAUAUGUCUCUACUAUGGCAUCCCGUCCAUUGGUCGGUGCAUUGGGGCCUUUGUCUCGCCUCAUUUCUCACGCCGUCGAGAAUGCACAAAAUCCGAAGCUCGUUGCCCAAACAGUCGAUUACAUAGCGGAUUUUGUCCGAACCCUCAUGGUCCAGUGGCGUCAAAACAAGCUGUCGGAGGUGGAUGUAGCCGAAGAAGCUGACUUCCUGGAUGCCGAGUCACUCAAGACCACCAUUCCAGCGCUCUGGAAGAUCCUCCGGAACUGUCUCUAUUCCGUGGUCAUCGUGCUUCGGGCUGUCCUGGGGCGAACUAUCAACGACCCAGCUCUCGCUGCUGGCAGCAGUGCCCCAUAUCUUUGCAUGCAAUCCCUUCAUAUUCUCCGCAAUUUAUACUUCGUCUCCUCUCGGACCGGUCAGAAUGCGUCCUCACAGCAAAACUUCGUCUUUCUGGCUGCUAUCGACAUCCUUUCUCAGUAUCCUGACUUGGCCGAGAAUUUCUUGCGUAGUAUCAAGCCUAGCGAUAUUGGCCAGAUCCCUGCUCACCCAGUGGAGCGGUGCUUGGAUCUAUUCUUCUUGAACACAGCCGAGCAUUUCCCGUUGGUUCUUUCUCCCGCGGUGAAUGAAGAAUUGCUCCUCUCGGCCGCUUUCCCGUACCUCGCAGCUGGCGCCAAUAGUCUCCUUCUGGAGAUCUUCGAGGCUGCCCAUAGUCUGGUCCUUGUUGUCUUUGCCAUACCCAACAAUUCGGAACUGACAGCUAAACACCUACCUUUCUAUAUCGAGAAUCUCUUCGCUGUAUUCCCUGAGAAUCUGUCCGCAAGGCAAUUUCGCCUGGCAUUCAAGACCAUCAUCCAAGUCACCACGCCUCCGUCACCCCUGGCAAAUAGCCAGCCACUCCUCCCCUCUAUUCUUCUGGAGGUGGUGCGGGAUCGUGCCCUGGUUGCUUCCGCCGCACCUAUCGCACCAACCACGCAAAAUGGAUCAUCGCCCGACCAGCCUUCCUUCUCCGCUCAGACCGUGCUCACCCUUUCCCUGAUCGAUUCGCUCUCCUUCCUCCGCGUGGACGACCUGGAAGAAUGGCUCCCCUUAACCGCCCAGCUCAUCAACGUCAUUCCCGACCACACCAUGCGCCGGGCCUGCAUUGAUCGAUUCUGGGAGGCGCUCAGUGGCGGGGAGAUGGAUGUGGACCGAGCGCACUGCUGCGUCACAUGGUGGAGUACCCGCGGUGGUCGCGAGCUCGUCCUAUUCGGUGCGGAAACUGCGCCAGGCCCUGCGGAGACAGACGAGGGCGGGCCUUUCAUGAGUGGUGCUCUGGGAGAAGUGGCGCCAGAGAGUAAACUGUGA
This is a messenger RNA of Penicillium macrosclerotiorum, 2070 nucleotides long. It is a transcript of the gene pex8, whose product is annotated as putative peroxisomal membrane protein Pex17. The transcript has 4 exons. Bases 1 to 2070 code for a protein of 689 amino acids. NCBI's taxonomy places the organism in Eukaryota, Fungi, Ascomycota, Eurotiomycetes, Eurotiales, Aspergillaceae. The record is from RefSeq and is a predicted model, not a curated record.